UCAAGCCCAAGAAUCGAACCCGCCCUAAUUGUAUGGUAAAAAUCGUUAACUAACAAAAGUCAUAUUCAUUCAUUCCUUUGUUAUCGAGACGAUUCCUACCGGUUGGAAGAAGAUGUCCGAGUUCCAAGCAAUAAUUCUAGCUGCUGGGAGAGGGUCUCGUAUGUACCCACUGACUGAGGACUGCCCCAAGGCAUUACUACCAGUAGGAAACCAGCCACUCAUUUGGUAUCCUAUACAACUGCUGGAGCAGAAUGGAUUUAAUGAGGCGUUGGUUGUAGUGCGAGACAGUGCAGCAGGUGCAGUGUCUGAUGCUCUGAGCAACUUGAGGGGAUUGCGUAUCAAGCUGAGCACAGUGACCAUCCCUGAGACAGAGGACUGGGGCACUGCAGACUCACUCAGACACAUACGCAACAAGAUACAUAGUGAUGUGCUCUUGAUCAGCUGCGACCUCAUCACCACCGUCCCCCUCAGGACAUUGAUGGAUUUUCAUCAAGUACACGAGUGCACUUUAACCUCUCUCUUGGUACGGGAAGAGGGUAGCAAGAGAUCAACAGAGCGUGACAUUGUUGGCCUGUCUGGUGACUCACGACUAGUGUACAUGUCAGCACAGGCCGACCUUGAUGACCAUCUUACUCUCAAUAGAGCCAUGCUCAAGAGAUAUCCUCAUAUACGACUGUUCACUGAGUUACUAGACUCUCAUCUGUAUCUCAUCAAGAAGUGGGUGGUGGAUCAUCUAGCGGACAACAGGGAGGUGUCUUCUGUGAAGGGAGAGUUGGUGCCGUAUCUUGUACAUCAUCAGUCCAUCAGAGCCAAUGAAACCUACACCAAACCACUCAAACAAGCUCUUGUGAAGGCUGCUUCUUCUUGUGUGGAUGAAUUGGAGACUUUAGCGUACGAAUUCUCAUCAUUUAACGGACACAUUGGAGGCAAUAAAGAGUUCAGAGAGGACCUUAUUCGAUGCCAUGCUCUGUUACUGGGGUCAGAGUUCACUACCAGAGUCAACACUUUGCCUGCAUUCACUGAGGCCAACAGAAUGAUUAGUGGACACUUGAGUGCCUUUGGACUAGAGAAGCCGCUCAGUCAGCCAAACUGGAGGUCAAAGGGAGUGAGUGUGAGUCCUGACAGUCAGGUAGCCUCCUCUGCUCAACUGGCCGAAAAGGUCUCCGUCAAAAAGGCCUGUAUUGGAGAACACUGUAGCAUUGGAGAGAGGUCAAAAGUCAUCAACUGUGUCAUCAUGGAUCAUGUGAACAUUGGUGAAGGGUGUAGUCUACAAGGCUGUGUCGUGUGCAGCCAUGCACGACUGGAGGAGAGAGUCACACUCAAGGACUGCUAUGUGGGAGCUAACUUCACCAUCACUAAGGAAGCUGACAUGCGUGGGGAGACCCUGGUGGUGGGGGGUGGUCUACACUUCUGAGAAAUCAACCUAUUCUCUCUUGAACAAACUAACUGGGCUUGUUCUCAUUUCUAAUUAUUGUUUUGUUCAUGCUGUAUACUGACAUGUGCUGUUUUCUAUGAUCAAACAUCAAACAGUCAAAAUAA
This is a messenger RNA of Halichondria panicea, 1539 nucleotides long. Its product is annotated as translation initiation factor eIF2B subunit gamma-like. Gene Ontology annotation, biological process: biosynthetic process; cytoplasmic translational initiation. Lineage: Eukaryota; Metazoa; Porifera; Demospongiae; Suberitida; Halichondriidae. The transcript has 10 exons. Bases 113 to 1414 code for a protein of 433 amino acids. The record is from RefSeq and is a predicted model, not a curated record. Gene Ontology annotation, molecular function: guanyl-nucleotide exchange factor activity; translation initiation factor activity. Gene Ontology annotation, cellular component: guanyl-nucleotide exchange factor complex; eukaryotic translation initiation factor 2B complex.